GCCCCCACAAGGCGAGGUGAGGAAGUGAGCCCCCCGCGCCACGGCACGCGCCCGUGGGCUUUCCUCCUCCCCUCCCCGUGCCGCACGCAGAUGGCCGAGCCCGAGCGCCGGCGCCGCCGUCUCCUCCUCCUCCUCCUCCUCCUGCUGCUGUGCCGCCUCGCCUUCGUCCUCCCCAACGCCGAAGUGGACGCCUUGCAGGCUUUCGUGGGAGGGUUCGCCGCCGGCAACCCGGCGUUCCAGAGCUGGGACGCCACCAUGCCCACCCCUUGCACCUGGUUCCAUGUCACCUGCGGUCAGGGGAGCCAGGUGAUCAGGCUGGAUCUCGGCAACCAGUCGCUGUCCGGCGAGCUGAAACCCGAUAUUUGGCAGCUGCAAGCGUUGCAAUCCCUAGAACUUUACGGCAAUAACAUCAGCGGGAAAAUACCUAGCGAGCUUGGGCGCUUGUCAAGAUUGCAAACUUUGGAUCUCUAUUUGAACAAAUUCACUGGUGAAAUACCGAAUGAAUUGGGAAAUUUAUCAAAGCUUAGUAACCUCCGUCUUAACAACAAUAGCCUGUCAGGUCCAAUUCCCAUGUCUUUGACAACAGUCCAAACUCUUGACGUGCUGGACUUGUCACACAACAACCUGUCGGGAGUAAUACCGACGAGUGGUUCAUUUUCACGCUUCACCCCAAUUAGUUUCACCGAUAACCCGUUUACUUUAAAAAAUUCUUCUGAUUCUCCAUCAAAUAACUCAGCAACGGCGCCAUCAAGUGGAAGUAGUGCAUCCAACAUUGCAAAAAUUGCUGGUGGAGCUGGUGCAGGUGCUGCCAUGUUGUUUGCUGCUCCUAUUGUAGUGCUCGCAUGGUGGUGGCGUCGUAAACCACAUGAUCAGUUCUUUGACUUACUAGAUGAAGAAACUCCAGAAGUUCAUCUGGGUCAGCUCAGACGGUUCCCCCUGAGAGAACUGCAAGUUGCAACAGAUAACUUCAGUCCAAAUAACAUGCUAGGGAGAGGAGGCUUUGGAAAGGUCUAUAAAGGAAGAUUGCUUGAUGGUUCAUUGAUAGCAAUAAAAAGACUAAAUGGAGAUCGAAUUGGAACCGGAGAGCGGCAGUUCCUUAUGGAAGUCGAGAUCAUCAGCAUGGCCGUGCAUCAAAAUCUCCUACGCCUCCACGGCUACUGUAUGACACCUACCGAGCGGCUGCUCGUGUAUCCUUACAUGGAGAAUAAAAGCCUUGAGACACGCUUACGAGGUAGUCUAUCCUGCUCUGAUUCACAACCACCACUUGAUUGGCCAACACGAAGAAAAAUCGCGUUAGGGUCUGCAAGAGGCCUCUCUUAUUUGCACGAAGGAUGUGACCCCAAAAUCAUCCAUCGAGAUGUCAAAGCUGCUAACAUUUUGUUGGAUGAAAAGCUUGAAGCAGUUGUUGGUGACUUUGGUCUGGCAAGAGUUAUGGAUUACAAAGUUUCCCAUGCUGUAACCGGUGUGAUGGGCACACUGGGGCACAUUCCCAUGGAGUACCUGACUGCAGGAAGAAUUUCAGAUAAGACUGAUGUUUUCGGGUAUGGCAUCAUGAUUUUCGAGCUGAUUAGUGCGAGAAGGGGGUUUGAUCUUGUUGGUCUUGCAAAUGAAGAAAAUGCCAGAGUGCAUGAUUGGGUGAAGAAACUGCUGGAAGACGACAGGCUGGAGGUGCUGAUUGACCCAAACUUACAGGAAAUCUACGACGGCGGGGAACAGGGAGUGCGAGAGGAGGUGAGGCUGCUAGUGAAGAUUGCGCUGCUCUGCACCCAGGAGUCCGCUCCAAGCCGUCCCAGAAUGUCGACGGUGGUGACAAUGCUAGAACAAGAUGGUACAGCGGAGCACUGGGAAGCAUGGCAGAUGAAGACGACGGUGCAGACAAGCCUGCAAGGAGGACAAGGCGUUUCUGAGGUUCGCAAUGACUCCGUUGCGAAUCUCCCUGCAGACACAUUGUCUGGUCCAAGGUGACAGCCACCUUAAGGACUAUGAAGAGUGAUUCUUGUUUCUGUAGAGCUUACUGAAUUUAGACAGAGCACAUAUAUAUUUUUUUUUAAAAAGCAGAUUAUACGUCUUUGCAAUGUUUUCAAGUCGUCAAGUCGACUCUAGUUGCCAUGGAACCGACCAGCCGAUUAGUCGCGAUUAGUCGUCGACCAGAUUGAUUAGUUGAGUCUGGUCGAUCCUGGUCGUUCAUAUAGUUUUCUAGUAUA
This is a messenger RNA of Oryza brachyantha (malo sina), 2204 nucleotides long. RefSeq names its product LRR receptor kinase SERK2. Gene Ontology annotation, molecular function: ATP binding; protein binding; protein kinase activity. Gene Ontology annotation, biological process: protein phosphorylation. The transcript has 11 exons. NCBI's taxonomy places the organism in Eukaryota, Viridiplantae, Streptophyta, Magnoliopsida, Poales, Poaceae. Bases 91 to 1965 code for a protein of 624 amino acids. The record is from RefSeq and is a predicted model, not a curated record.